This is a messenger RNA of Caenorhabditis briggsae, 282 nucleotides long. The transcript has a single exon. Lineage: Eukaryota; Metazoa; Nematoda; Chromadorea; Rhabditida; Rhabditidae. Bases 1 to 282 code for a protein of 93 amino acids. The record is from RefSeq and is a predicted model, not a curated record.
AUGGAAAAAUACGGACCCAGGACCCAGGACCCAGGACCCAGGACCCAGGACCCAGGACCCAGGACCCAGGACCCAGGACCCAGGACCCAGGACCCAGGACCCAGGACCCAGGACCCAGGACCCAGGACCCAGGACCCAGGACCCAGGACCCAGGACCCAGGACCCAGGACCCAGGACCCAGGACCCAGGACCCAGGACCCAGGUAUUUUUUCCUUCACUUCCCCCUCCUUUAUAGUAUUCUCCCUGAGGUCACAGGAUGAUAAACCAUUUCACGUUUUUUAA